GCGAAUUCUCCGCCGUAACAAGGAUUCGUUGGUGUUUUGUUUGACGGUCAAUAAUCAGAAGUUUUGUUCUCGAUCCCAAGCCUUCUUCGGACAUGGCUAUGGUACUGGAGUCGUGCAGCACCGACGAGGUCUGCAAGGCACUCGGCGGCAACGACGAGCUCCUGGCCGACCUCCGCAGCAAGCUCAAGGACUGGUUGCUGCAUCAGCCGCAUCUGCCUCAAGAUAUGCCCGAGCAGAGAUUGGAGCACUUCGUUAUCAGCACGAAGCACAGUCUCGAGCUGGCCAAACAGAAGCUCGACAUGUACUACACGGUGAGGCGACUCGUGCCCGAGCUCUUUGCCGAGCGCGACCCCCAGGCUCAGUACGUCACUCGCCUCAACGAGUCGCUGCAAUGGGUCUGCUUGCCGAAAUUGACCCCGGAAAAGUAUAGAGUGUCGAUACUGCGCUCCAUCAGCGAGGAUCCGGCCAAAUUUCAACCCUGGGACUUUUUCAAGUACACCUUCAUGGUCGGGGACAUUCGCAUCUCCGAGUGCCGCAGCCUUGGCGACAUUUACAUUUACGAUCUGUCGGCUAUGCGGGUCGGCCACCUAGCCAAGCUCACGCCAGCAAUACUAAAAAAGGCAGAAGUUGCCGCGACGAAAGCUUACGGGGCCCGGAUAAAAGGCAUCCACUUCAUCAACGCGCCCAACUUCAUCGAUCGCAUCGUUACGCUCGUCAAGUCGGCCAUCAAGCCCAAGCUCGCUUCCAGGGUGCACGUGCACUCGAGCGGACUGGACUCGCUGUACGAGCACGUGCCCAAGUCCGUCCUGCCUGCCGACUACGGCGGCGAGCAAGCCAGCAUGAACGAGCUCGACGAAAAAUGGCGCGGAAAACUGGCCGACUGGAGGGACUGGUUCUUGAAGGAGGAAGUGCUGAACGCCAACGAGGAUCUACGCCCGGGACCGCAGCUCGACUACGACGAUCUUUUCGGCUUUCAAGGAUCGUUCCGCAAGCUCGAGGUCGAUUGAAAGCAGCAGCUCAGCUAUUUUUGCAGCUCCGUCCACUUACGUAAUCUUCUACACACCCUCAUUCCGAAAUGGCGCACGUGCAAAGGGAUUAACGCCUCGAAGCUCAUUGUAUGCUCUCGUACACGAUAUACUCGAGGAGUACCGUGUGCAAACAUCGACGGAAAUUGUUUGCCGCAC
This is a messenger RNA of Trichogramma pretiosum, 1184 nucleotides long. Its product is annotated as alpha-tocopherol transfer protein-like. Gene Ontology annotation, molecular function: phosphatidylinositol bisphosphate binding. Lineage: Eukaryota; Metazoa; Arthropoda; Insecta; Hymenoptera; Trichogrammatidae. The transcript is spliced from 7 exons. Gene Ontology annotation, cellular component: membrane. The record is from RefSeq and is a predicted model, not a curated record. The coding region runs from base 93 to 1007 and encodes 304 amino acids.